AGUUGGCGCAUCCUCAACUUUCAUCCACCACAAGCGCCGCACUGGACUUCAUGACAAACGACGGCUUUUUCCAGCAGGUAUACGUUUGUCCUACUCCCUUUUACACGUGAUAUGGAUAUCAGUGGCGUUUCCCGGCGCUCGGUCGCUUGUUGAUCGGCGACACGCUCCGACUACAGGACCAUCGGGACAUCCAGCCUCCGGAGAAGCUCCUGUCCAUAUGACUGCAGGCUGGAGGAAAGAUCUCGGAUGCGCCAAUACGGGAUAGUUUGGAGAUCUUCGUGCACAUCUGGACUUGCUGAAGGUCAUAUGAGCAACAGGAAUGGCUUUGCAUUUUGCCAUCUAAGACUAUUUACAUGUAAUUGAUCUUUUGCUGCCUAAACGCUGACAUCGCUACUGGUUCCUUUAAGUUUUUCCCCCGACAGCUGCUGAGAAGAUCGUAUGCGCAGUGCGAAGAGAUGAUAAACCCCCCAGUCAGCGCCUCGGGUUCGGAUUAAAACCGCCGUGAGAUCAACAUCCCUGCGAUCUGCAUACAUGGGAUCAUUUCUGCAUCAUUUCAUCCGAUUUGAAUUGAUGGGAAAAGCGAUGUGAUGGAGAUCCGAGGACUUUACUGACAUCGGGGACGGUCAUUCUUUGGGGCUUUUUUCCGUGGACAUUGUCACAAGGAAAAUGAAAGGAUCGAUCCCUCUCCAGGUUCUCCUCUAUGCUACACUAAUUCGGAGUUUAAAGGUUGUAUCCAAGAGAGGUUCAGUGGAUGGCUGUACAGACUGGUCAGUGGACUACUUGAAAUACAAAGUUCUCCUUGGUGAGCCAGUGAGGAUUAAGUGCGCGCUGUUUUAUGGAUAUAUCCGAGCAAACUAUACCCACGCUCAGAGCGCUGGCCUCAGCCUGAUGUGGUAUAAAAGUGUGGGCCAUGGGGACUUUGAGGAGCCCAUCACCUUUGACGGGAUCAGAAUGAGCAAGGAGGAGGACUCGAUCUGGUUUAGACCUGCUGAAUUACAGGACGUCGGUCACUACUCCUGUGUGCUACGAAAUUCCACAUACUGCAUGAAAGUGUCCAUGGCGCUAACUGUGUCAGAAAAUGACACAAACCUGUGCUAUAACUCUAAAAUGAAGUAUUUGGAGAAGGCUGAACUGAGCAAGGGGAAGGACAUCCUCUGUCCUGACAUCGAUGACUACAUCCAGCCUGGAAAAGACCCACAGAUUGUUUGGUAUAAGGAAUGUAAACCCAAACAGUGGCGACAAAGCAUCGUCAAGAGGAAGGAUAUGCUUUCAAUAAAAGACGUGAGAGAAGAUGACAUUGGAAAUUACACCUGUGAAUUAACAUUCGGAAGCUUUCAAGUACGAAGGACCACCGAACUGUCGGUUACAGCUCCUUUGACCGACAAACCUCCAAAGAUCAUCGUUCCUGCUGAAAGCAAAAUGAGUGUCAUGGAGCUGCAGUUAGGGAGUCAGGUGAACCUGACAUGUCGAGCGUUCUUUGGCUACAGUGGCGACGUGAGCCCGCUCAUCUACUGGAUGAAGGGCGAGAAGUUCAUCGAGGACCUGGACGAGAGCCGUAUUCGGGAGAGCGAAAUCAAGACUUUGCGAGAGCACCUGGGAGAACAGGAAGUAUCCAUCUCUCUGACCAUAGAUGCCUUAGAAGAAGGUGACCUGGGGAACUACACGUGCUUUGUGGAGAACGGCAACGGCAGACGCCAAGCAAAUGUCCUGCUUACCAAGCGCGCAGAGCUCAUGUAUACAGUCGAGCUGGCUGGUGGACUGGGUGCCAUUCUCCUCUUGCUUGUCUUCCUGGUCACCUUGUAUAAGUGCUACCGAAUCGAGCUCAUGCUGUUUUAUAGGAACCAUUUCGGCAGCGAGGACGUGGACGGCGAAAACAAGGACUACGAUGCCUAUUUGUCCUACAGUAAAGUAGAGCCUGAACAGUGGAGCCAAGAGACCCAGGAGGAAGAACGUUUCGCCCUGGAGAUUCUUCCUGACGUCUUGGAGAAACAUUAUGGGUAUAAACUCUUCAUCCCAGACAGGGAUUUGAUUCCUACUGGAAGUUUCACCCUUGAUCAUUUCCAGGAUGACACGAGACUCCUUGGAGGUACAGCUUUCUCCACUUCUGUCAGCAGUUACAGUCUGCACUCUUGUUUUUUUCUUUUUAUUCCCACCUCUUUCAGACAUGAAGCUCGCACGAGCUCGCACGAGCUCUCGCACGAGCUCUCGCACGAGCAGGCGCUGGAUGCCGGCGAGCUCCAGAGCGUCUCCGCCCUGUCGAUGGCCACCGCUGCCUCCACCGUCGUGGCCACCGCGCGGCCCGAGUUGCGCUCGGCUUUCCGCAACAGCAGCUGCCACGCUCCGAUCGGACAGAAACACUACUACCGCAGCUACGGGUACGACGUCCCGCCACUGCCCACACUGGGCCCGCAUCAUACCUACUACAACAUCCCUAUGAAUCUGCUGAAUGGACAGCGCACACUGGGCAAAGCACAGCGCCCCGAGCAGCAGCAGCAGCAGCAGCAGCAGCAACUCGAAGAGCAGCACGCCAAUAACGCCAUGCUGCCGCUGCUCUCACGCGAGGCAAGCAUCUCCAGCGUCAUCUGGUGACGUCCUCUGGAAAAGGACCACGUUUUCUUGUCGUUUUUUUUUUUUUUUAAAGCAACAGUCUUUCAACAAACUAUUGGCUACACCUUUCUUAGUAACGUAAGCGAUAAAAAGGACAAAAAAUACCCCACCCACACAGACACUCCAUACAGACUGCUGCUGUUGAUGAACUCAAGUCCAGGAUCACUGAUCCUGAAAAAUGUUCAGAGUGAGUGCAAAGGUCUAGAAAAACACAGAGUAGGAACUGCUGCGUUUCAGACCUCCACACGCACACACACACACAGACACACAGAUUUGAACACACUCACUCUGACACUUAAGGAAUACAGGGUCUUGUACAUAUACUCGAGAUUUCUUUGUAGCAUUGGAAUUUUGUUCAGUUCUGACAUUUUUGAUUGUUUUGCUUUUUUUGAUCAUCUCAAUUUUUUUAACAAAUGUGUAAGGUAUUAACAUUUUUUUUUUUAAGUGUUUUAAAUUUGUGGCGUUGUGAGGUUUUCUUUAAAAAAAACAACAAAA
Silurus meridionalis is the source of this 3102-nucleotide messenger RNA. RefSeq names its product interleukin-1 receptor accessory protein-like 1-B. The transcript has 12 exons. Gene Ontology annotation, biological process: signal transduction; negative regulation of exocytosis. The record is from RefSeq and is a predicted model, not a curated record. NCBI's taxonomy places the organism in Eukaryota, Metazoa, Chordata, Actinopteri, Siluriformes, Siluridae. The coding region runs from base 667 to 2589 and encodes 640 amino acids.